This is a messenger RNA of Mercenaria mercenaria, 675 nucleotides long. RefSeq lists its product as uncharacterized. The transcript is spliced from 6 exons. NCBI's taxonomy places the organism in Eukaryota, Metazoa, Mollusca, Bivalvia, Venerida, Veneridae. The coding region runs from base 51 to 578 and encodes 175 amino acids. The record is from RefSeq and is a predicted model, not a curated record.
AGUAACAAGUUGUACAGUAUAUAUCUAGAUCUACACAAAGUUUUGUCAUCAUGGAGUCGUGGUAUUUCAGCUUAGACGAGAAUUCAAUGAAUGUUAUUGUUGAAGGUGAAGAUCGAGGUCGAGUGAAGACACUAGAAGCUUCAAAGAAAGUCGGGAUGAUAAAGGUGUUGACAACACAAGAAUGUCUGAGAUUGUACUUGGAGAAGUUUGACUAUAGACAAUCUGGCCAGCCUACACCAUCAUCUCCAGGGUCUCGGUCCUUGUUUGUAAAGAGAUGGGAGAAAUACUUGAAAGAGUGCGAUGACCAGUCCACUGUCAGUAUGGACAGCUCUGACUCAGAUUGUACUAGUGGAAAAGUUGAUGAUUCAGAAACUGACAAGACAGAAGACAUAUCAGUUCAAGGUAUUCAGGACAAGGUUCUUCAAGAGAAGUUCAUUGGGACAUUUGAUGUGCACGUGUGUAGCUUGUGCCCCCCCCCCCCCCCCCACAUCCAUCAAGGUCAACAAGGCUCUUGGACCAUGACCAUGUUGGAAACUUGGUGGAGUCAUUCCAAGGGAAUGGAUGUGGCCAACUGGUGAUGAUGAUUGGAAUGGUUUCACCAGGAACAGACCAUAGCCGUCUCCGUGAACCGGGUGAAGCAAUGAUAGAGGUUCUUGGUUAUAUAGGAGUCACUUU